Molecule: messenger RNA, 2081 nt
Organism: Myotis lucifugus (little brown bat)
Lineage: Eukaryota; Metazoa; Chordata; Mammalia; Chiroptera; Vespertilionidae
Gene: NALF2
Product: family with sequence similarity 155 member B
Biological process (GO): calcium ion import across plasma membrane
Cellular component (GO): plasma membrane
Molecular function (GO): stretch-activated, monoatomic cation-selective, calcium channel activity
Source: RefSeq, a predicted model, not a curated record
AUGGCGGCCUUUUCCCUGGGGUUCCCUUGUUUUUUUUUCCCCGUGCUUGCUCGCUUGGCCAUUUUGCUCGCUGACCAUCUGUGGCUGUGCGCGGGGGCCCGGCCCCGGGCCAGGGAGCUGAGCAGGCCACCCUGGGGGGCCCACCGUGAGCGGCAGCCAGUGCCUCCUCGUGCGGUGCUGCCACUGCUGCCGCCGCCCGGCGAGCCCAGUGCGCCCCCAGGCACCUGCGGUCCCCGAUACAGCAACCUGACCAAAGCCGCCCCCGCCGCGGGUCCCGGGCUGGACUGCAGCGGCAUCCCAGAGCCCUCGGGGCUGGACGCAGCUUGCACCAAAUUUCAAUCUUUGCAGAGAUUUUUCGAACCGACUACCCCAGCCCCACCUCUGCGGCCCCCUGACUCCCCUUCCCGUGCUCCGGCCGAGUUCCCCUCCGCCCAAAAAAACUUGCUCAAAGGCCACUUUCGGAACUUCACUCUCUCCUUUUGCGACACCUACACGGUUUGGGACUUGCUGCUGGGCAUGGACCGUCCCGACAGCCUGGACUGCAGCCUGGACACCCUGCUGGGGGACCUGCUGGCCAUAGUGGCCAGCCCGGGCUCCGGGGCCUGGGAGGUGUGUAGCAACUGUAUCGAGGCGUACCAGCGGCUUGACCGACAUGCUCAGGAAAAAUAUGACGAGUUCGACCUCGUGCUGCAUAAAUACUUACAGGCGGAAGAGUACUCAAUUCGGUCCUGCACAAAAGGCUGUAAGGCUGUCUACAAGGCCUGGCUGUGCUCAGAAUACUUCAGCGUGACCCAGCAGGAAUGCCAGCGCUGGGUGCCCUGCAAGCAGUACUGCCUGGAGGUGCAGACCCGGUGCCCCUUUAUACUCCCUGACAAUGAAGAAAUGGUGUACGGAGGGCUCCCUGGUUUUAUCUGUACAGGGUUGCUGGAUACUUCGCCAAAGCAGCUGGAAAGCAAGUGCUGUGACGUGCAGUGGUCUCCUGUUGAGUCGGGAAAGAAGAAGUUCAAGGAGUCUGAGGCCCCCAAAACCCACCACCAGCAAUUCCACCACUCCUAUUUCCACCACUACCACAAACAGUACCGCCACUACCAUCCCCGCUAUGACCCCCCAGGCCGUAUCAGCCACAAGCCCUCCCUGCUGCCGGUCUCUGGGGGCUCCCGCCUCAGCCCCAGCAGGAUCCGGCUCUAUGUCCUUGUUCUCAUGCUCCUCCAUACCAUGGUGUCCUUCUCCAGCAACCAGAGUGGUGGGGGACUGGGGCUGGAGGCACUGCCUGCCCUAGAUGAGGGCCUGACUCUGGAAGAGUGACAGCAGGGAGGGAAGACAGACCUCCACCACACACUGACAUCAGUUCCAGCUCCCCCAGGGGCAGGGGGAGGGGGGGCUCCUCCCAUGGGAGAUAUAGGACCAGGUGGGGGGCGGGGGGAAAUGAGGGACUACACAUGGUCCCCAGCCUACUCCCACUCCAAAAGCAGCCCCAGCAGAACGGCCAGAGGGCCCCAGGGAGCUGCAAACUCAUCCAGGAGAAGGCAGGAGCAGCAGGCGCCCCAUCCUAGGCCCCCAUUUAUGGGGCUUAGCAAACAAAAAGGGGGAGAGUGGGGGCUGGCAUUGUCCACCCCUGCUGAGGACCCUCACCCCAGGGAAGGAGGCUGCUAUCCCAGCAUUGGCCCUGCAGGGAAUGUUGGGGGGCCCAGAAGGGAGCAGCUCUUUCCCCCCUUCAUAUUCCUUUUGUUGCCAAGAUCCUUAAUUCCCUUCUGCCCAUACCCCAACACGGACGGUGCAGUGGCCCUCCUCCAGUUCACCUUGGCCCACAUGAGACCACAGUAGGGAAGUGCCAGGCUGGGAGAUGAGGUGCGCACAGUCACAGCUGGGUCAGGACUCCAGUUAACUGCCCCACCACCCUAGGCAAUGAGGGGUAGGAAUGGGAUGCAGAAUGAGUGGUGAGAGAGUGGAGAUAGGAAAGAGGGAGAGGAGAAUUGUAGGCAGAGGGCUUAGAGCAGCGGUUUUCAACCUGUGGGUCGUGACCCCUUUGGCGGUCGAACAACCCUUUCACAGGGGUCGCCUAAGACCAUCCUGCAUAUCAG